Messenger RNA from Sabethes cyaneus, 1989 nucleotides. RefSeq names its product ras-related protein Rab-2A (gene Rab2). The record is from RefSeq and is a predicted model, not a curated record. The coding region runs from base 339 to 980 and encodes 213 amino acids. Gene Ontology annotation, molecular function: GTP binding; GTPase activity. The transcript has 4 exons. Lineage: Eukaryota; Metazoa; Arthropoda; Insecta; Diptera; Culicidae. Gene Ontology annotation, cellular component: Golgi apparatus.
AGUGCACUGUUUGUUCGCAGAACUUCCGAGGAGCAGAAUAAUCAUUUUUUCGAUCACUAAACCGAUUUCUGCUGGUACAUAACAAAGGACUAAGCCACAUUGUGCGUCGUAAAUAGCCUUAUUUGCCCCCAGUCGAACUAAAUACGGUGAAAUCAGUGUUCCAAAGUUGAUAGUGGGCGAAAUAGAAGACUGUUUUUUUCUGUGAGUUGUGCAACGUAAUUAAGGCUGACACCUAAGUGAUAUACGGAAAACAGUCCGGAGCAGCAGCGACUGAAACAGACGGCAAGGUUUUGUGUUUGCAACACACCCCAGAAGUAGUACCAAAAACAGUAGUAAAUAUGUCCUACGCGUAUUUGUUCAAAUAUAUCAUCAUAGGUGAUACAGGUGUGGGCAAAUCAUGCCUUUUGCUUCAAUUCACCGAUAAGCGCUUCCAACCCGUACAUGACCUGACGAUCGGUGUUGAAUUUGGUGCACGAAUGAUCACGAUCGACGGCAAACAGAUAAAGCUUCAAAUUUGGGACACUGCUGGACAGGAAGCGUUCCGUUCGAUAACCCGGUCAUACUACCGUGGCGCAGCCGGAGCUUUACUGGUCUACGACAUCACACGGCGCGAGACGUUUAACCAUCUGACAACUUGGCUGGAGGAUGCACGACAGCACUCGAAUUCUAACAUGGUGAUUAUGCUGAUUGGAAAUAAAAGCGAUUUGGAUUCCCGUCGCGAGGUUAAGAAGGAAGAAGGUGAGGCAUUUGCCCGUGAACACGGCCUCGUAUUCAUGGAGACUUCAGCUCGCACAGCGGCAAACGUAGAGGAAGCUUUUAUUAACACUGCUAAAGAAAUUUACGAAAAAAUUCAGGAGGGUGUAUUCGACAUUAAUAACGAGGCUAACGGAAUCAAAAUUGGUCAGCAACACUCACCAACCAACCCAUCUCUAGGUAGUGGAAAUAAUCCUGGUGGCCAAUCGAAUAGCGGAUGCUGUUAAAAUGAUUUUGUCUGAUGAUAAAAUCCAAGCCUCCCAAUACAUAUAUUGCUGCAUCGUUCUGCUCCGCUCCUAAUUCGGUUUUUGCGUACGAACAAUUCAGAUCAUAUACCCAAAAUGGAACAAAUGUGAAUGCACGAACUGCACCCGAAAGCCGAAUCCUAGGGUUGGCAAAGCAGACCUAAUAUAUAAUUAUGAGUCAAAUUUAUGUCUGCAUGCGGGACGUGAAUUGUGAAUGUUGUAAAAUAAAACAUAUUUUUUAUUAAUUUUAGUAAUCUAUACGCUAAUCUAAUAGAAGUAAAAGACCAGGCAAAUUUAAAGAUGAUUAUCGUUGUUUCGUUGAUCGGACCGAAAACAAUAAGCUAAUCAUAAGAUGAGUACGAGUAAAACAAUAUCGAUGAUACUACUAACUCUCUUGGAUCAAAUAUUUCUCGAACAGGAAAAAGCAGCAAAUACAAACUGAAAACAUACAUCUCAUAGCAGAAACCUACUGAAAUAUCUAAAGAAUUCAUCAAUUUAUAGAAGCAAACAUCAUGCAGGACCUAUUUUCUAAAAAAAAAUCAAGUUUUUAGUAGAGUGAUGAGAUGAGUUUACUAGUUUGAUUGCUUAAUUCAAUUAAAUCCUCAACAGAACAACAAGCGUUUUCCAACUAACCAUUGGAAAAAGUCUUCUGAAUAAAACCGUCAUCAAAUAAUCUAAUCUAUCAAUGUUUGUAUGGCAGUCCUGUCUGCCAUAUCCGUUUUUAAUGGUACGUUUCUGGUGUACGAAAGCAGCUCAUGGUGUUUAUUAGGUGUACGAACGAUGAAGCAAAAUUCUUCUAUUAUAACAGGUUUUAGUUUUAUUUUGGAGCAUUUCCGAACCUACACAAAUAAUAAUUAAAAAAUAAUUGAAAAGGGAAAAUAAAUUAGAGACAACAUAGUAAAGCGAUCGGUAAAUUAACCGUAUUCGUGUUACAAUUCAAUUUCAGUUGUGAUCAAUUUACAUUUAAAACAAAUUCCUAACUAAUAAAUAA